UCAGCAGCUUCACUGGGGGACAAAGGAGGAAUCGCUGUGGCCCGUGGCUCAGGCGCUGUCCGUUCCGCGGGGAGCAGGAGUGAUGACAGCCCCGGAGAGCAGGUCGGUUUUCGAGGCCGCCCAGGACGCCGUCCUGCUGCGCGGGCUCACCCUCCUCACCGGAGCUGCUGCCGAGGCCUGGGGCACCGAGCCGGUACCGACGAACCCACAGCCGCUGGCAGUGAGAAGAAAGCCCAUGGGGUCCAUGCGGUGCCAGAACAGAUGUGCUGCUCCACCUGUGAGCAAGUGUUCAGCAGCCGGGAGGAGCAGACUGAGCACUACCGUCUUGAUUGGCAUCGCUUCAACCUAAAGCAGCGGCUCCUGGGGCGCCAGACAUUGCCGGUAGAAGCAUUUGAGGAGAAGACCCGUGCAGGCAGUGUCUCUAGCAUCUCAGGGUCUGAUUCAGAGAACUCUGAUUCAAGCAGUGAGUCAGAAUUGCUGCCCUCUGCCAGCAACAGCUCUGGGACCCUCCAGAUUCCACGUUCCCACAAGGUGCUGUUCCGCAAUGCGAAGGGCCAGCUCAUUUCUGCCUACCGCUGCGUGCUGGGCACUGCGAAGGGUAGCACUGAGGAACCAGUGGAGCUGGCAGCAUCACUGCAGAGCCUCAAUGCGAGCACGUGCUGGGUUGUGCUGAUGAUGGGCGGCGGGCACUUUGCAGGAGCUGUGUUCCGAGGCCCCCAGGUACAGGAGCACAAGACAUUCCACCGCUACACGGUGCGAGCCCGGCGGGGCACAUCCCAGAGCCUGCGGGAUGCCCACACCCCAGGAUCGACACCCAGGUCAGCUGGAGCCUCCCUGCGGCGUUACAAUGAGGCUGCCUUGCUCAAGGAUAUUCAGGACCUGCUGUCAGCCUGGGCACAGCACCUCAGUGAAGCUCAGCGCAUCUUCCUUCGGGCCCCUCGUCACAACCGUGCGCUGCUCUUUAGCAGCAGGAACCCACCCCUCACCCGGGGUGACCCUCGCAUCUGCCACAUCCCCCUCAGCACCCGCAGGGCCACCCUGCGAGAGGUGCUGCGAGUCCACAGCAUGCUGGCCAGCCUCCAGGUGUAUGGGAAGGACACGCCACUGGAGGAUAUCACUGGGUCCCCCCGGAAGGGCUGGCAGAAGAAGCGGCAGAAAGCAGAGGUGGAUUCCCCGCAGGAGGACAUGAGUGCCCCUGUCUUACCACCCCCCUCAGCCCUAAAGGAAGAGGAAGAAGAGGAGGAAGAAAGCCCUGCAGGGGAACUGGAGACUGUGGAAGUGACAUUGGGGACCUUGGACCUCCGAGAGUUUGAGGUGAUGCCCAAGCGAAACCGCAAAAAGAGGAAGAAGAGGGACAAGAAGGUGGAGAAAGGGCCCUGUGCUGAAGAGAUGGGAUACCAUGGUACCCAGUGUGGGCAGUCUGGCCUGGAGCUGGUGACAGAGCUGCAAGGGGAGCCUGAGCCCCUUUCCUGGGGCAGUGGAGGCAACCCUCAGACCCAGCUCCGUGAUGCCUUGUUCACCGCCUGCAAAACAGGGGACAUGGGGAUGCUGCGACACCUCCUUGGUGUACCAGAGCAUGGGGCCCUAUCAGGGGCCAGCAAGGAUGGGGAUGGCACACAGCUCCUGGAUAUGGCACGGUCCCUGCUCAACCAGCCCAUGGAUGAGCACGGCUGCACCCUGCUUCAUGUGGCAGCGCGGGCAGGGAAGGCUGAGGCUGUGUGCCUGCUGCUGGAGGCGGGAGCAGACCCUGCCCUCAGCAAUAGCCUGGCCUGCAGUACCUGUUGCACAUCUCUGGAGAGUCGCUGGGCUCAAAGACCCAUGGGACAGCAGAGUGAGCUGGUCUUCCUUGUCUUCAGAGAUGAUCAGGAGAGGACCCCGUACUGUGUCUCUGCUGACAAACUGACUCGCAACACCUUCCGCAAGUUCAUGGUGGACCACCCAGAGAAGUAUGACUACAACCGUGCCAAGGUGCCAGGGCCCUUGACACAGGAGAUGGAGGCCAAGAGGCUGGAGAAGAAGCGGGCACAGAAGGCGCAGCGGAAGCAGCGGGAGCAGGCACAGCGGGAAGAGCAGCAGCGCCGGGAGCAGGAGCAGGCAGAGAAGCAGCGGUUCGCAGCCCUGUCCGACAGGGAGAAGAGGGCACUGGCUGCCGAGCGGAGGCUGGCUGUGCAGCUGCAGGACACUGGCACAACUCUUGCUAACAUCAGCCGCUGCUGGCAUUGUGGAGAGUCCCUGCUGGGCCGGAUCCCUUUCCAUUACCUCGACUUCUCCUUCUGCUCCACAGCCUGCCUGCAAACACACCGCCGGGCCCAGGCUGCCCGCACGUAAGGCUGGGGGCUGCUGCUACCUGCCAAGGGCCGGUGGGGUGGAGGCAUGGAGAGCUUGCAGAGCACUGGGAGGACUUGCAGAGCAGUGCUGGUCAGAGGCACUGAGUUGGCCACGUCACACUGGUGCAACUGGCAAGGCUCUGGGCAUGAGUGUCACACUGGGGAUGUUACAGCUGAGCUAUUCCCAUGGGCUACUGGGAGGGGCCAGGACUGUUCUGUGGCAGGUGUCCGGCUGCUAGCUGUUCUCAUGGCUGCCUCAUAGGCUGCUGCAUGUGGUGGUGGGACAGAGCCUGACACGUGGACCAUGCAGCUGCUCUGGGCUACUUACAGCCGUGCCUACGCAUACCUUCUAGGCUGUGCUUUGCCCUCCCCUCUCCUGGAUGGCAUCAGUGUCUUGGCUGCAUCAUGUUAGCAACUACCUCCUCUGUCUGCAUUAGCAAUAAAGAGGUGCCUUGACCCCCGAGGUGUGUGGGGGAGUCA
Molecule: messenger RNA, 2807 nt
Organism: Melopsittacus undulatus (budgerigar)
Lineage: Eukaryota; Metazoa; Chordata; Aves; Psittaciformes; Psittaculidae
Gene: ANKZF1
Product: ankyrin repeat and zinc finger peptidyl tRNA hydrolase 1
Exons: 16
Coding region: 262-2328 (688 amino acids)
Molecular function (GO): protein binding
Source: RefSeq, a predicted model, not a curated record